AUGGGCAGGAGCAUGAACAAAGGCUGGUGGAGAAAGACCGUGCUGCUAAGUUCGGACUUGCAGGCUGAGGAAUGGAGCUGCCUCGCUUGGUCUACCAGAUACCGCGUCGUCAGAGCUUCUGUCAGAUCCCAGCCAGCUGAACCUCUACUUGAGAUUGAAGACGAAAGCUUUGAUCGCUUGCUUUGGUCGGCUAGGGAACCUUCUGAUAGCUGGCUCAUAGCCAGCCUGGAUUUACAAAACAGUCCCAAGAAAUUCAAGAUUUUAAUAGAAGGUGUACUAGGACAAGGGAACACAGCCAGCAUCGCACUCUUUGAAAUCAAGAUGACAACCGGCUACUGUCUUGAGUGUGACUUUGAAGAAAAUCAUCUCUGUGGCUUUGUGAACCGCUGGAACCCCAAUGUGAACUGGUUUGUCGGAGGAGGAAGCAUUCGGAACUCUCACUCCAUCCUGCCGCAGGAUCACACCUUCAAGAGCGAAAUGGGCCACUACAUGUACGUGGACUCCGUUUACGUCAAGCACUUCCAGGAGGUGGCGCAGCUCAUCUCCCCCAUGACCACGGCGCCCAUGUCUGGCUGCCUGUCCUUUUAUUACCAGCUCCAGCAGGGGAAUGACAACGUCUUCUCCCUCUACACUCGGGAUGGGUCCGGCCUCUAUGAGGAGAUCUGGAAAAUGGAUGCCCCGGGGAGUGCUGCCUGGAAUCUGGCGGAAGUCGAGUUCAGCGCCCCCUAUCCCAUGGAGGUUAUUUUUGAAGUUGCUUUCAAUGGUCCCAAAGGAGGAUAUGUUGCCCUCGAUGAUAUUGCUUUCUCUCCUGUUCACUGCCAGAAUCAGACAGGUGAGCAGUGUUCUGUUCUUCUUCCUCAUUACUGAAAUCUCCUUUCCCAACUGAAGCAUGUGGUUAAGGCUUGUUAUAAUUGCUUUUGAUUUCCUCACCCUUCCUCUUAUAUCAUCCUUGGAAAAAUAUUCAACCAAAUAGUCAUUUUUUCUGGAAUAUUCCCCC
Oryctolagus cuniculus (rabbit) is the source of this 997-nucleotide messenger RNA. NCBI's taxonomy places the organism in Eukaryota, Metazoa, Chordata, Mammalia, Lagomorpha, Leporidae. The record is from RefSeq and is a predicted model, not a curated record.